AUGGAUAGAAAAUUGUUUUGGGUUGCUGAAUCUGUGAAGGCACUCUAUUCUCUACUUGAAAAGCACCCGUUUAUCCUACAAAGCGUCACUGAACCAUAUGUCCAUAAACCACUUCACGAAGCGUUGAUUUAUGGGAAGGUAGACAUGGCCGUGGAAAGGAUGAUACUGGCGCCACCCUUGCAACUAAGCUAA
Molecule: messenger RNA, 192 nt
Organism: Eruca vesicaria subsp. sativa (arugula)
Lineage: Eukaryota; Viridiplantae; Streptophyta; Magnoliopsida; Brassicales; Brassicaceae
Source: the annotation of a GenBank genome assembly